AUGUAUAUUACUGAUAAAAGUUAUGAAUAUGAAGAGCCUCAUAGAAAGUUUAUCAUUGGUCACAAUGCCAGAAAACAUCUGUAUACUCAUUUUCCAAAGAUGUUUUGCAAAGAUAAAAAGCACGGUAGUUUUUCUCUUCAGUGCUUAAAACUUGUUACCGAUCCAAAUAUUCAUAAGCAAGACAAAUCUUACAAAUAUGAGACAUAUGAAACAGCUCUUAAUCCACUUGCAGUCCUCAUUCAAUACAAGAAAAUUUGUACUGGGAAAGAACCCCAAAACUUUAAAAGUUGUAUCAAAGUAUCUGAUUGCCCAACCCUUAGUAAAUACCACAUAUACUACAGCAGUGAUAAACCCUGCAUGUUUAAAGAAUAUGACAAAACUUUUAAUCAGAAAUCACUCCCUGUCAAGCAUCAGAGCAUCCAUGCCCAAGAGAAGCCCUGUAAUUGUAAAGCAAGUCUCAAGUUUAACAAUUUCUCAACCGUUUCUCAAUCCUUGAGAUUUCAUAACAGUGACAAACUCUGCAAAUGUAAAGAAUGUGGCCAAGCUUUUAAUCAAAGCUCAGUUGUUGUAUCCCAGAAAAUUGAUGUUAAUGAGAGCUCUGAGAAAUGUAAAGAAAGUUCCAAAGCCUUACAACAAAAUUCAACCCUUACUCCAAACCAAAGGGAUCAUUCUGGAGAGAAGACUUACAAAUGUGAAGUAUGUGGCAAAGCUUUUAAUCGAAGAUCUCUUGUUAUUCAACACCAGAAAAUUCAUACUGGAGAGAAACCAUACAAAUGUAAAGAAAUUGACAAAGUUUUUAAUGAAAGAUUACUGCUAACUGAACAUCACAGAAAACAUACUGGAGGGAAGCCCUACAAAU
Messenger RNA from Marmota flaviventris (yellow-bellied marmot), 859 nucleotides. The record is from RefSeq and is a predicted model, not a curated record. NCBI's taxonomy places the organism in Eukaryota, Metazoa, Chordata, Mammalia, Rodentia, Sciuridae.